Molecule: messenger RNA, 5951 nt
Organism: Polistes dominula (European paper wasp)
Lineage: Eukaryota; Metazoa; Arthropoda; Insecta; Hymenoptera; Vespidae
Product: defective proboscis extension response 14
Biological process (GO): synapse organization
Cellular component (GO): neuron projection membrane
Source: RefSeq, a predicted model, not a curated record
UUGUCAUCGUCAUCAUCGUUGUCAUCGUCGUGUAAAAAUAUUUCGCGUAUUACAGACCUAUCAAUCAUUUGUUUUGGUGGGUUUUUUUUUGUUUUUAAUUUAUAUCAAAGGUACCCCCACACCUUUGAGAAGUGUUUAUUUCAAACGUGGAACGAGGAGUGAAUAGGGUAUCGACAGCAGGUGCGAGUUUUCUCCUCCUAUUCUACGAUCAUCUAGAUGGAGGUUCCUUUAUAGCGUAGACAUCGAUAUAAGAGGGACGUUGCUCGUGUUAGAUCGUUGCAAGCCAUGUCACGUACGUUUAGUUUCGAACAUCUGUUUGCUCCAGUAUCGUUAUGACUUGUACGUUAACUGUCUCUUUCUUGCAUAUACAAAAAAAAAAAUAAAAUAGGAAAAAUAUAUUGAGAAAGAGAAAUAGUUUUAAUAUAUCGAUCGUUAGAUUAUAUCAUUCUAAUAAAAAAAACAAAAAAAAAAUAAUAGAGAAAGACAGAAAAUUCGUCAUUUAACCCUUAGAGUGUUAUGAGCGCAUAUAUGAGUUUGGUAAAAAUAAUCAGAGUGGUCUAUCGAUGCAUACACGUCGUUUUUUCAUAUUAAUGUUUGAUCAUUUCGAAUUGUGAUAGAAGAGACCUUAGUGUUAUUUUGAAUGAAUAAUUUGUCGUUUAUCUAUCGGGAAGAAAAAAAAAAUUAUAAUAAAAUAAUCAAAUAAAAGAGUGGGUGAACUUUAGAGUCUCCAGUGAUGAACGUAGGAGAGAAAGAGACAGACAUAUUAGUGCCGGUUAAAAUAACAUCGACGUGUGAAAACUAUAAAAAUAUAGUGUUUGCUAUGUGUGAUUAAUAAAAAUUAAUAAAAAAUAAAAGAAAACAUAAUUAAACGAGAUAUAAACAGUAUUAAAUAAUAAUUCAUUAGUUAUUAAAUAAACGUCAUCGUUCAACGUGAGGAUAACAAGAGAAGAAAGAAGAAUAAUUGUUUAUUAUAUUUUUUGAAAAACAAAUUCGCAAAUAAUUUGUGCAAUUGAGAUAAGAAAAGGGAAGAUAGAAGAGGACAGAAAUAUUGAAAAGUACGAUUAAAUGUGUUGAAAAGAGACAUCAAAGAAAAAGAGAGAGAGAGAGAGAGAUACGAAAGGACUGUGAGAGAGAAAGACAUAUAUACAUAUAUAUGUAUAUAUAGAAGAGGAUCAUAGAACCGAACAGUUGGGAAACGAGGACAACGAGAGGACGCAUAACGAGCCCAUACAAAGAGAUCGUAGAUACCUGUUUCUCGUUUGAUAGCGUGAAGCCAGUUCCCGGACUGGAAAACCUGCCGAGGUCGUUCUGGCGUGAGCUCAGUUCACCCUUUACCGAGGAGUACGAAGAGGACAUUUUUGCCACCGAGACCGGUGCAACGCCCGAACCAAGGCCGUUUUUUGAAGAUCCAGAAAGUAAUAUUACAGUGCAGUUAGGUGCACAAGUAUACAUGCACUGUAGAGUACAAAAUUUGCAAAAGAAUUUGAAGGUAUCUUGGGUUCGUAGACGUGGUGAAGAAUAUCAUUUACUUACCAUCGGUCUUGACACGUAUGCCAGUGACUCGAGAUUUUCAUUGGCUUUUGAAGAUCCAAAUGAUUGGCGAUUAUUAUUACGUUCGGCAACUGAACGAGAUGCUGGACUUUACGAGUGUCAAAUCAGUUCACAUCCGCCAUUAAUUAGAAUGGUUCAUCUAACGGUAUCCGUACCAAGAGUUGAGAUAGUUGAUGAGCAUGGUGAGACCACCGGCGAUAAAUUCUAUAAAGCAGGUAGUACGAUAGAGCUGAAGUGUGUCGUUAGCAAUAUACCUCAACCAACUGGAUACGUAACAUGGCGGCAUGGAACUCGUACACUGAAUUACGAUACCACCCGUGGAGGAAUCAGUGUGAAAACCGACAUGGGGUCGGCAGGAGCUGUUUCGAGGCUCUACAUUGCCAAUGCGAAUAAAAAAGACAGUGGGAACUAUAGUUGCGCAUUGGCCGACGUAGCUGCGGUCACUGUCGUAUCUGUCCACGUGCUCAACGGAGAGAAUCCAGCAGCGAUGCAGCAUGGUGGAAAUGGUUGUUCAAGGGCACCAUUGAUUUUAAUCAUCCUUGCGACAUUGUCAUCACUUUUGAGGUGACCGUGAUACCUGAUGAGGUGCUGCUAAGUAGCUCCGCGAUACGAAUGGUGCUAAUUAAUUUUUUAUCACGAGCGAGGACAUAGGAAUCGGCUGAAUCGAAAAGAAAAAGAUGAAGAAGAAGAUAAAGAAGAAGAAAAGAAAAAGAAUUUGGAAAAUAGAAAUGAAGAAAAAGUUAUGAAGAAUGAUGAAGGAAGAAAAUGGUAUAAAAAAAAUUGAAAGAAUCGAAGAAAUCUCAUCCUGUUAGCCGAGUGUCCACCGUGUUCCUUUGAAUAAUUUCACGAUUUAAAAAGAAAUACGUUCGAAGGAGUAAUUAUUAAGUUUAAAUAAACUCUGUUUUAAAUUGGUCUCGUGUCAAAUCAAAAAAUCUCUUAUACAUAUACAUAUAUAUAAUAACAAUUCUGAGAUAAACUCGAGACCAAAACAACAUUUUACACGAGCUCAAAGCAACGAAAUUUCAUUUCCGGUGUUCAAUAGUUUCAAAUUCGUCGCACGAACGUUUAUAUCGAUCACGAUCUUAUAAAAUGUUAUAUUACGCGUGUGGAAACUCGUACGAAUAACAAAAAAAAAAUGGCACGUUCCAAAAUCGUUGCGAGCAUACUUUAUCUUUGCCCGAUACGAAGGGAUAAAAAUAAUAAUACUAAUAAUUAUUAAAUAAUAAUACUAAUUAUAAUACUACUAAUAAUAUUAAUAAUAAAAAUGAAGGGAAUAAAAAUAAAAAAGAAAAAAAAUCAUGGACGUCGAGUGACUGGACAUCCGAUACUGUUAUAUUAUAUAUAUAUAUAUAUAUACACAUAUUAUAUAUAUAUAAGCAAACACGCGCACACGCACGUACGCAUACACACACAAACAAACACAAUCCUACAAACAUACAUCGCAUUUUAUAUGUAUACGUAUUCGUUAGUAUCACGAAAAACAAUUCGUGAUUCGGUGAUGAGUAUGAACGAUGAGAACCAUAAUUCAAAUGAGAACGAAUGGAUCAAUGACGACGACAUCAUUUUUUAUUCAUUUUUGUUAAAUAAGAAAAUAUAUCAAUUUUUGUUUCUUGAGUUUCGAAAUGCGAGUUUAAGUAUCUACGAUAUCGUACGUAAUGAAACAAUGAAAAAAUAAAAUAAUAAUGUCGAUCCUAAUCAAACUUACGAUUGACAUUUGCUAUUCAACAUAUCAACUCAAUUUUCAACGUACUGUAUAGAUACGUAUAUCGAAUAAAAAAAGGAAGAAAUGAAAAGAUGGUAGGUCAAAUUUUUUUUUUCAACAUUCAGAUGAAAAUGUAAACGAGAGCUUUAAGCGAAGACAGUUCGAGAAUUAAUUUAGUGACAUUUUCAAAUGAAAUCGUAAUUCGAUAAUACUUAAUGAGAAAAAAUUUUUUACCAUUUUCCGAUAAAAAAUAGAAGUCGAAUAAAAUGAUCGAGCUUAUCAAUGAAAAUAAUAAUAAUUCUUUUUGGAACAUACAUAGGCGAUUUCAACGUAGAAUCGUUAAUAAAAUAUGUCAAAUCCCUUAUGUGAGUAACCCCCGAAGCGUUUACUAACCUGUGAACUAUGCAAAUAUGCUUUCCACGUACGGGCUAGUUGGAUAUAGUAAAUUUAGCACUUUGAUUAUCGACCCGCUCACGAAGGAUAAUCAUCAUUUUUGCAAAUGUAUCGUAGAUCGAUAAGUAAAGUUAAAUUCGUAAAGUUCGAUCUAUUUUAUCCCUAAUCACGUUUAUUUCGCUUUAUCAAUUAAUUAAAUUCUUUUUUUUUAAACAAAAUAUAAAAAAAUAGGUCAUCACCUGCCAUAUUCCCAAAAAAAAAAAAAAAUUUAGAGAGAGGACUAGAAGCAAAUUAUUUUCAAAAGUUAAAAUAAUUCGUUAAUAAUCUGUCGAACGGGGUUGGCUGAUUGACACUCGUCAACGUCAUUGCAUAUGAAUUAGCCGUAGUUAGUUACAGGAUUUAUAGGUGAGUACGUUGAAAGGCUUGUAAAUUAAUCUACGGGCCUGUCAUCGAAUGUCGUUUCUCGUUCGUGCCAAAUACGAACUAUUUAACGGAAAACGAGAGGUCAUCGAUCCGAACUUUGAUUAACAUGACAAAUGAUUGCAUCUAUGAAUGCAUAUAUAUAUAUAUAUAUAUAUACGUAUGUAUGUAUGUAUGUGUAUAUGUAUGCGUGAAUGCAUUUUAUGUGCGUAUACGAGAACUUAACGAUAUACGUCAGACAAUUUGAGCAUUCAAAAAAUCACUUAUUGGUCCGAGAUUUGAAAAGAAAAAGAAAUUAAAUGUAAAUUCGGUUUACACUUUUUAGAUUUUCCCUGCUAUCGAAUCGAGACAAGUUUGUUUGGUAGGUUGGUACAUAUCAGGAUACAAAAUACACCAGAAUUGUUCGUGUUGAUCAAAGGAAGCAGAAAAAGAAAGAAAAUAUAAGAUAAAUUGUAAUUACACAUAGUUUUGUUAUAGGUACUUUGUAUUUAAUACAAAAACAUUUAUUUAUUUCGAAAUAAAAACCAAAUUUUCCUAUUCGUAUUUAAUCACAAAAUGAUAAAAAAAAUUGUAGUGUUGAUCGAACGAACGAAAAAAAAUUUUUAUGUUACUGGUUAUAUAAUAUAAUAAUUUUAUUAUUGUUUAGAAAGAAAAGUAAAUUGUUCGAUUGGAAAUGGUAUCAAUGACUAUAAAUCGUUAAGUAGAACUACAGGACAAUGAUGCGCACACGGACUGUUAAAUCGUUUGUGGGGAUGUCCUGUGUUUUCUCUUUUUCAUCCCUUUUCUGUAUUCCGGUACCACCAAAGCUGCUGCACCCUCCCUCUCUCCUUCCUUUUCCCAUUUCCCUUUCUCUUUCCCUCCCACUCCUCUCACCCCACCCUACUGCUGUUCCAUUUCUCACCCACCUCAAGCCCAUAUAAUACGAUAAUUUAACGGGAGGCAUUAUUGAACGUUGCAGCUGGAAAAUAUUUCAAACUGGGGGCUAGGGAAAGCCGUCGCGCAACAACCACAUCCGCCUGCACCACUGGCACUGUUCGUGAUAAAUUUAAUUAUUACGCCGCACCACGGUUAUCCACCAUGGUCGAAUAACGAAAAAUCGUACUACUUGUUCUCUACCUUCCUCUCUUUCUCUCUCUCUCUCUCUCUCUCAUGUUUUUGUUUUGGUAUCUGGAAGAAAAACAUCGUUGAUUGAGUUAACGUUUGAAGAAUAUUAAUUUUGCAAUCUUAGUUCGAUAAUCCGACAGAAAAAAUUUCAAGCUCUAAGAUCUUCUUCAUUUUCUUUUUCUAUUCGACGAAUUAAACGUACUUUUAUUUUUUAAAUAGAAAACAAAAAUAGAUUGAUUGAAUAUAGUCUUAAAUUAAUACUUCACUUAUUACUAUCUUGUGUCUGAGAUAAAAUAGAAAUAACAUUUUAUAAAGAAAUUCUCUCUCGUAAAAUAGUUGAACAAAGUAAAUACGAUAGUAAUGGAUAAAAAAGUAUUUCUAUUUGUUCUUUUUAUUUUUUUAUUUUUUUUUUUCACAAAAAUUCGUUAAAAAGAAGAAAAAGUGGUGAAGGAUAUACCACUGAAUUCCUAUAUAUAGCGUUUCACUAUCGAUUAAAACGGAAUAACCGAACGUAAACCAACAAUCCACUUGAGAAGAUAUUAAAUAUAAUAAUAUCCACUUAUAAAAAGAUAUAGGAUAUUAAACGUUCAAGUCAGACUAUCGGAAAUACAAGCAAAAUUGUUUUUCUUUUUAUCUCCUUGACUGUGAGAAGUGAAAAGACUGAGAGAGGCGGUCAAUGGGGAAGGUGAGGGGGUUGAGGAUAAAAAAAAACGAAAGACUAUCAUUGAAAUUUUCAAUUCGUACUCGAUGUUAUUAAUCGAAACAGAUCGAUGAGAUUUUA